Molecule: messenger RNA, 180 nt
Organism: Dictyostelium discoideum AX4
Lineage: Eukaryota; Evosea; Eumycetozoa; Dictyosteliales; Dictyosteliaceae
Exons: 1
Coding region: 1-180 (59 amino acids)
Source: RefSeq, a predicted model, not a curated record
AUGAUUUUCACUUCAUUAACUAAAAUUUUAAAUAAAUCCUCAUCAUCAUCAACCUUAAAUAAAACCUUUGAUAUUGACCAAAAAUCAAUUGCAAUUACUUUUGAAAAAUCAAAUAUUCAAGUUUAUAGAGUUUUAAAUAAUCCACUUGGUCCACAAGGUGGUGUUGGCCCAUACUUUUGA